CAAAUCCAUAUAGGAUUCAAGUUGCUACAAUUCAAGUAACCACAUAACCCAUUUGAAGCUAGUUUUUUCAACUCAAUUUAUUUAUAGAUUACACUAGAAAAAUGUCUUAGAUCCAAACAUGAAAGUUUAAGUUCUCAUAACAAGAAACAAAUAGAUUCAGAUUCAUACCCAAACUCAAACACACUAAAAGGGGUCGUAGGUUCUUGUCUUCUUGAUACUAACCAUGGCCUCUGACCAAACCCACCUCACACUUCUCUUCCUCUUCACUCUAAUCUCUCCCAUUCUCUCCCACUCAAUAAUCCAACAAUUCACAAAACCCCACUUGCUUUUCACCUUAGCCAACACUCUCUACUGUGAUAGCUGGAGAUUCAGUGUUGAAACCAAUGAUGCUGGAAGCUGGAGCUUCACUCCUGAGAAAUGUAUUGACUAUGUCAAGGAUUACAUGACUGGGGACAGAUAUAUAUCUGAUUCUGAGGUGGUUGCUGAUGAUUCAUUGGAGUAUGCUAAGACUGUGGAGCUCACUGGGAAGGAUGCUUGGGUUUUUGAUAUUGAUGAGACCCUUUUGUCUAAUCUGCCUUAUUAUGCUGAUAAGGGAUUUGACUCACAAAUUUAUGAUGAAGAGUCCUUCAAUAACUGGGUGGAGAUGAGUGAGGCCCCCAGCCUGCCAGCAAGUUUGAGAUUGUACAAUGAGCUUGAAGAGAUGGGAAUUACUGUAUUUUUAUUAACCGGACGGGAUGAAUAUCAACGAAAUGUUACUGAGAAAAAUUUACUACAAGCGGGAUUCAGCAACUGGAAAAAACUUUUCUUAAGGGGAACCUCGGAUAAAGGCAAAGCAGCCAGCGUUUACAAGUCUGAAAAGAGAAUGGAACUGGUAGAUGAAGGUUAUGUUAUCCAUGGCUGCUCUGGAGAUCAAUGGAGCGACCUCUCUGGUUAUGCAGUGGCUACACGGUCCUUCAAGCUCCCUAACCCAAUGUACUACAUUGCCUGAUCAGUAAGUCCAUGUUGGGCUAAUUCUCGAUCAAACUAGUGCAAUGAUGGGCUAUUAUCUUGUGCUUAAAUGAUUCAUAAUUCACAGUAACUUGUCAUAAACCAUGUCUGACAGGUACUGUCAUUGAAUGUAUAUCUAUUGAAUAAGCUGUAAGCAGAAUCUUAAAUAUUGGAUAUUUGUCGUGCUUCAUAGCCGAAUACAUUAGAUAUUAUUUGUAUCGAAAUAAUAGAUAAUAUAAAUACAACUAUAAUGAGCCACUUUAAGGUAAA
Molecule: messenger RNA, 1257 nt
Organism: Daucus carota subsp. sativus
Lineage: Eukaryota; Viridiplantae; Streptophyta; Magnoliopsida; Apiales; Apiaceae
Product: acid phosphatase 1
Exons: 3
Coding region: 224-988 (254 amino acids)
Molecular function (GO): acid phosphatase activity
Source: RefSeq, a predicted model, not a curated record